AUGGCGAUUUUAUUGAUUUUUGUUCUCGCCUUGAAUCGGUUCUGUGUGCUGAUUGCUGAACGAAUGGAGCGAGUGCUAUUCACAGGGUGGGAAUAUGUCAUUCUUCCAAGUGCAUCCUUUAUCGUUGCCGUUGGUAUGACGGCAAUGGUUAUUUUAUCGUGUGAUGUGGACAGAAUUUAUGUUGAAUGGCUUGGUUUUGUUGAUUCCGUUGGGAAUGCACAAUUGUAUGCGAUAAGCGGACGCUGCUUCCUAAUCUUCCCAGUGCUUUCAUUGGUCCUUCAUAUCGUUAUCUAUUCCUGGAUGAGGAAAAAACAUUCAAGCUCAAGGAUAUCGAGUGUAGUCGAUGGAGCUGAAAAGCAAAUGUGCUUGCAAGUAACACUGCUUGCCCUCUCCGAACUGUUGUUUAUCGCAUCCUUCGCCAUAUUGAAUGUCUUCCUAACCCAGAAAAGCGACUUCUACUUUGUCAUCAGUCUCUAUAAUAUUCUCAGCACAACACCGGAGCUGCUGAUACCGACCUUUGUGCUUUUUGGAACUAAGAAGAUGCUACAUUUUUUCUACAGGUCUUCGAAUAAAAGAGCAGUGUUGAAAGUGCGCUUUCGAAAAAAAGGAACAGAUACCACUUGAUGAAAAUAAAGUUUAAUAGUCUGC
Cylicocyclus nassatus is the source of this 648-nucleotide messenger RNA. NCBI's taxonomy places the organism in Eukaryota, Metazoa, Nematoda, Chromadorea, Rhabditida, Strongylidae. The record is from the annotation of a GenBank genome assembly.